GUCCCUCCCCGGAAGCGGCGCUGCGCAGAUUCAUGGCGGCACUGGGGAGGCGGUGGUCCGCACGGGUGUUCCUCCCACUGCGGCCCCUGCACGACGCGGCUCCGCCUCGGGACGUCCUGCUCUUCCAGCAUGAACGGGGCCGCUUCUUCGCCGUCCUCGGGCUGUUCUGCGCCGGCCAGGGCGUCUUCUGGGCCUCCCUGGCCGUGGCAGCCUUGGCCCGAACCCCAGCCCGCGCGCUGCCUCCAGACGCGGAGCCCGCAGACCGCGGCCGCCUGGACCUGCGCUCCGCUCUCUGGCGCUAUGGCCUGGCCAUCGGCUGCGGUGCCAUCGGUACCCUGGUACUCGGCGCUGGUCUUCUCUUCUCCCUCCGUUCUGUGCGUUCAGUGAUGCUGCGGGCUGGAGGAAAGCAGGUGACCCUCACCACUCAUGCCCCCUUUGGCUUGGGUGCUCACUUCACCGUCCCUUUGAACCAGGUAUCCUGCAUGGCCCACCGUGGUGAAGUCCCUGCUAUGCUGCCUCUGAAGAUCAAAGGCCGGCGCUUCUACUUCCUCUUAGACAAAGCUGGACACUUCCCCAACACAAAACUCUUUGACAAUACUGUGGGUGCCUACCGCAGCUUGUGAAGAAACCAUUGUGGGUCGCUCACCCCUCCCAGAGGGGACUAAAAACUGAACCUUAGAGAUAGGGUGACAAUCAGGGUCACGACACAAGGGCACCCAAGGUUCAUGAACAGCAAAUAAAAGAGGAGUCAUCAAAAGGGCAACUGACAGA
Lutra lutra (Eurasian river otter) is the source of this 771-nucleotide messenger RNA. It is a transcript of the gene TMEM223, whose product is annotated as transmembrane protein 223. The transcript is spliced from 2 exons. Lineage: Eukaryota; Metazoa; Chordata; Mammalia; Carnivora; Mustelidae. The record is from RefSeq and is a predicted model, not a curated record. Gene Ontology annotation, biological process: nervous system development. Gene Ontology annotation, cellular component: mitochondrion. The coding region runs from base 33 to 623 and encodes 196 amino acids.